Molecule: messenger RNA, 1723 nt
Organism: Botrytis cinerea B05.10
Lineage: Eukaryota; Fungi; Ascomycota; Leotiomycetes; Helotiales; Sclerotiniaceae
Exons: 3
Coding region: 540-1430 (296 amino acids)
Source: RefSeq, a predicted model, not a curated record
GACCCGUGACACACAAAUGCUCUUUCUCCAUGUGAAAGACCCCUCAUCUACGGGAAAAAAAUCUUUCAGAUUCACUGUUAAAACUAUGAUGCCACAAUCCACCUUCUUUGACGAACCCGAGGCUGAACAACCAAACCAAUCUUUUAUCGCCCAACUCCUCAUAUCCACAUUCCCAAUUCUUUCACACACAUCAUUCUCAACACCGACAGCCUGCCCUAGAUCUAUAGCUUGACUAUCUCAGACAAGCCAGUAAGUAGCAACCGCUCUCCCACAGUCUAGACAUUUAAAAGAAAGACGUUCUCUCACCAUUCCCCUCAUCUCCAACUGUCAGUCUUGCAAGAUCGGAAGACCUCCUCCAUCUCUCCGUCCGCUGCCGCCAAAUUCUUCUUCUUUCCCACUUAGACACCAAGGACCCUGCUCACUUUUAAAGAAGACUAGCUUAUCACAUUGUCUUCAAUAGUCUAUCUAUCGAGUUAGGAGACUUCAACAAUACAACCAUACACAUAAGAUAUACACUAUACAACAACAGCUUGCUCAUCAUGGCUCCAGCUUCCAACGAAGAGCAGUUCAAGUUCCUUAUUAGCUGUAUUCGAUACAGCAACAAUGGAAAGGUAGACUUCGGUCAAGUAGCCAAAGAAUGCAAGAUCGUCACCAAAGGCGCCGCCGCAAAACGCUACGAACGCAUGAUGCGCUCCCACGGCAUCGCUCCCAACGCCGCAUCUAUCAAGCCCGCCCCAGGUCCCUCGAACAUGCCCAACCCGAACUCCUCGGCUCCCACCUCCGCACCCCGCAGCAAGUCUUCCAACAAGAAACGCAAGUUUUCCAACGAAGAUGAGAAUGCAGACGAUGAGGAGGAAUCUUCUUCCGGGCAGGGCUCCAACAGAAACAAAGUCAAGAGGGAAGUGAAGAGCGAGAUGAAUGCGAGAAACGCGAUUAAGGAAGAGAUGUACCGAGAGGAUUCUCCGAGCGCGCAGUUGAGAGAGGGAAUGCGGAUGGGGCCGGAACUGGGAGUAGGAUUGUGCGAUAUCAAUAAAGAAUUAAUAAACUUUUAUAGUGGGGAGAGCAGUGCGGCGGGGAGUGUUAGUGGGGAGGUGGGUGAGCUUGAGUUUGGCGAUGUGGAGGGGUAUGCUGGAGUUGGGGGUGCGGGCGGUAUGGGUGCUACUAGUGCGAGCUCUGGUGCUAUGAAUGCCGAUGGUCAGUCGCAGAGUGGAUAUGGUUUUAGCGCGGGUGGAUAUGGUGGGAUGAUGGGCGGACGCGGUAUGAUCGGAAGCGGCACUGGUAUGGGUGGUCACGGUGGACAGAAUAUGAUGGCAUCUAGAAGUCAUGCUGCAGGACCGAAUGGAAUGGCUAUGAGUGCGGAGCAGUAUUGGUCUGUUGGGCAAGGUUAUGAGAGCGAAGGCGGCUCGGAGAGUCCUCUGUUGGUUGAAUAGAAGACGCUGGGUCUUGUUUGGUCGUUGGAGGGUGGGAAUUAUCCGUCGGGAAGAAUGUCGUUGCUUAUGGCGUCUGCGGUUAUGACAUUCUAGGAGAGAAAUUUGUGGCCACUUCUUACGUAGCAUGGAAUUUGCGGAUCUUCAAUUCGUUUGACCGGUGGUGAAUUACGAAAUCAGUAUUUAUGCCUUCAAAACAUGGAAUCAAUGUUGAAUGAAAACUUUCAAGCUAUCAUUGAUACGAUUCCCUAGUUAAUGAAUCUAUUUUUGAGCAUCUAAAUUGUCUUUCUACUCCA